AGGCCCGGGCUUUGUCAGAAAGAUGGCGGCGGUGGAUAUCCGAGACAAUCUGCUGGGAAUAUCUUGGGUUGACAGUUCUUGGAUCCCCAUUUUGAACAGUGGAAGUGUCCUGGAUUAUUUUUCAGAAAGAAGUAAUCCAUUUUAUGACAGGACAUGUAAUAAUGAAGUGGUCAAAAUGCAGAGGCUAACAUUAGAACACUUAAACCAGAUGGUUGGAGUGGAAUAUAUCCUUCUACAUGCUCAAGAGCCCAUUCUUUUUAUAAUUCGGAAGCAGCAGCGACAAUCCCCUACUCAAGUUAUUCCAAUGGCUGAUUACUACAUCAUUGCUGGAGUGAUCUAUCAGGCACCUGACUUGGGAUCAGUCAUAAACUCUAGAGUGCUUACUGCAGUGCAUGGCAUUCAGUCAGCUUUUGAUGAAGCUAUGUCAUAUUGUCGAUAUCAUCCUUCUAAAGGGUACUGGUGGCACUUUAAAGAUCAUGAAGAGCAAGAUAAAGUUAAACCUAAAGCCAAAAGGAAGGAAGAACCAAGCUCUAUAUUUCAGAGACAACGUGUGGAUGCUUUACUCCUAGAUCUUAGACAAAAAUUUCCACCCAAAUUUGUGCAGCAAAAAUCUGGAGAAAAGCCUGUCCCAGUGGAUCAGACAAAGAAAGAAGCAGAAGCUGUGCCUGAAGCUGUGAAAUCUGAGGAGAAGGAGAUUGCAAAGAAUACUCAACAGACAGUGAGUGCUAAAGGCCCGCCUGAAAAGCGAAUGAGACUUCAGUAAGUUUGGACAAGAGAGAAGCAGCUCAGAAGACUCCUUGUCUUUUAUCAUACUGUACUGUUACUUUAACAGGUUUUUGAACUUUAUUUAAAAUUCUUUGUCACUACUCUCAUUUUUAAAGAAUGUACCUUAGAAUGUUCUUUAAGAAAGGAUUUAUAAGGAUCAUUGUGGCAUCCAUUGGAAUGUUUUUAUGUAUCUUUUGUAAUUUUCCCUGACUGGACUUGAGCGGUCGCCUCACUCACAUCUGCACUUCUGUAUACACUCAAGAAACUAAAUAAAGGUAUUUGUAUAUAU
Messenger RNA from Suncus etruscus (white-toothed pygmy shrew), 1054 nucleotides. It is a transcript of the gene MED6, whose product is annotated as mediator complex subunit 6. Gene Ontology annotation, molecular function: transcription coactivator activity. The transcript is spliced from 8 exons. Lineage: Eukaryota; Metazoa; Chordata; Mammalia; Eulipotyphla; Soricidae. The record is from RefSeq and is a predicted model, not a curated record. Gene Ontology annotation, cellular component: mediator complex; core mediator complex. Bases 23 to 763 code for a protein of 246 amino acids. Gene Ontology annotation, biological process: regulation of transcription by RNA polymerase II.